Chaetomium strumarium is the source of this 1457-nucleotide messenger RNA. RefSeq lists its product as uncharacterized. The record is from RefSeq and is a predicted model, not a curated record. Bases 246 to 1379 code for a protein of 377 amino acids. The transcript is spliced from 6 exons. Gene Ontology annotation, molecular function: oxidoreductase activity. Lineage: Eukaryota; Fungi; Ascomycota; Sordariomycetes; Sordariales; Chaetomiaceae.
UACUUAUAUAUGACUGCCUCGACCUGGUUUCCCUCGUGGCAGUCAGUCUAAGGCAUCGACUUCCGCGUUCUCUCCACCAACACUCGUUCCAUUCCUCUUUCUCCCGUUUCCCGUGGCCUACGGUUCGCUUGGCCCUGUGUGGGUUUCAGCUUCACUAGGUCUUUCGGCACACCAAACUCUGCUCUUCAAGCUCGACUACUCUCGGUCCACACCUAAGAAUCUCUUUCAGAGAAUCCUCCAUUACGAUGUCGGCUGCAACUACUGCCCCCAUCAUUGGCACUGCCAGCUUGGCCUCACCCGCCAAAGCUAGUACCGAGGUUGCGGCCCUCCCUCCCGGGUUCCCUGCCCGCCUGGCGGACGAACUGGCAUGGACGGGACGGGACUUCGCCAAGUCGUCCGACCACAUUCUGACCUUGGACGACGUCCACCACGCGGAGAUCAAGGCCGCUCUGGAAAGCUUCAAAUCUCUUGACCAGGACGGUGACCUCGUGGAGCCAGCCAGGUUCCCGCUCCCAACUCUGGGCCCGAAGCUCAAAGAGCUCAGCCGGGAUGUGCACGACGGCAGAGGUUUUUGUGUCAUUCGAGGCAUUGAUCCUGCUACGUACUCUGUUGAGGACUUGACGCUCGUUUACCUCGGCGUCCAAUCGUACAUCGCUGAACAGCGUGGCCGCCAAGACAAGCGCGGAAACAUGCUCGUGCACAUUGUCGCCGACAACAGCACAAAGAUGGCGGCAGAACAUCACCGCCACUCUACCAAGGCAAUCUCGUUCCACAACGAGGAAUCCGGCGAUGUUGUCAGCUGGUUGACACGCAGUACCGCUGCCGCGGGUGGCAAAUGCAUCAUUGCUUCGGCUUACACCAUCUACAACGUUCUGGCCGCCACCCGUCCUGAUGUGAUUCGCACUCUGGCUCGGUCUGAUUGGCCAUUUGCCAUGCCCAGAUUCCAAUGCCGUCCGGUCAUUUUCUACCAGGGGUCGAGGCUCAUCAUGAACUUUGGCCGCGCCGCUCUCAUGGGCAGUGAGGCCCACCCCCGCCCUGAGCACCUGCCCUCCCUCACGGCCCGUCAGGUGGAGGCCUUGGACGCAAUCGAAACCAUUGCCCAGGCAACCCAACUGGAGAUUCAGACGCAGGCUGGGGACAUGCAUUUUAUCAACAACCUGGCUAUCCUCCACCGCCGGGAGGGAUUUGUCAACGGCGAGGCUCCGAGCACGAAGCGUCACCUGGUGCGUAUGCGCCUUCGCAGCGGAGAUCUGGGGUGGUCAAUUCCCCGCGAGCUCGAGACCGAGUGGGAGAAGGCCUUCAACGACAACGCUCCCAAGCAGUGGCACGUGGAGCCGAUGCCUCCCUACUUCUUCCCGAUGCGCCGCUAUCCUAAUUGAACGGACCCGGUGACUUCAAUCUUCCCCAUCGUCAUCAACGUACUUUGUCACUCCGUCACGUGCUUUCUCUGUAUGUGA